AUGGGGCCACAAAGGGCCACACUGUUCCUCCUCGCCCCAACAAAUAUGGCUGAACACCACAACAGCAAUGUUACCUGUGAGGUCAGCUUCAGAAAAAACAUCACUGCAGAGGAGACUGUGACUCUUAAUGUGACCUUCUAUCCAAAGAUCCUAAAUGGCUCAAAGUGUGAGGUUCAGUCGGGGGUCCUGACCUGCGUGUGCAUCAGUAAGGGGAUUCCUUUACCCUACAUCAUAUGGCCGCUGUUGAAUAACCACUCUGAGUACUCCGUCAUCACCACUGUGUCACACCAAACUAUCCACAGCACCCUAACUGUAAAGGACCACAGCAACACUGUUGUUGAGUGUGUCGGACGCAGCAAAGUUGGGGAAGUUCAACACACCAUCCCUGUUAUAACUUCACAGAAGCGAGAAGCAAAUCAACAUGGACCAAGUGCACAGCUUCCCUGGGUUCUCGUUGCUGCUGUUUCUCUUUUUAUAAAUGUCAUCAGCAUAAUCCUCAUCAUGUUCCUUUGGCACACAAGAAAAAAGGUGAAACCAAACCAAGAAGACAGAACCUACAUGUCAAUCAAGAAAACAGACGUGUCAUCUGAUUAUGAAGUUAUCGCCCAGCCUCUGAACUAACCAGCUUUACCUGAGUGUAGUAGAGGAUGAUUUUGAUCGUAUCGUCAAAAGUGCAAUAUUGUAUUAGUUUCAAAUGUCGACAUUCUUUUCAUUGAACUGCCACUUAUAUUUUGUGUUUUUACAGUAUAUUAUAUAUAUAAUACCUUGUUAAAUUCAACAUGUAUAUUUU
Messenger RNA from Notothenia coriiceps (black rockcod), 790 nucleotides. RefSeq lists its product as uncharacterized. The coding region runs from base 1 to 621 and encodes 206 amino acids. Gene Ontology annotation, biological process: cell adhesion. Gene Ontology annotation, molecular function: sialic acid binding. Lineage: Eukaryota; Metazoa; Chordata; Actinopteri; Perciformes; Nototheniidae. Gene Ontology annotation, cellular component: plasma membrane. The transcript has 5 exons. The record is from RefSeq and is a predicted model, not a curated record.